Molecule: messenger RNA, 2024 nt
Organism: Trematomus bernacchii (emerald rockcod)
Lineage: Eukaryota; Metazoa; Chordata; Actinopteri; Perciformes; Nototheniidae
Gene: csf3a
Product: colony stimulating factor 3 (granulocyte) a
Exons: 5
Coding region: 1015-1611 (198 amino acids)
Biological process (GO): macrophage differentiation; myeloid cell development; immune response
Cellular component (GO): extracellular region
Molecular function (GO): cytokine activity
Source: RefSeq, a predicted model, not a curated record
AAUCUGGACACAAUCUUUGCUGGCAGUCUGAGCAUAUCAACACAUCAUUUUUGUCUUGAGAUCUGAUGUAAAAACAGUCCAGGUUAUUGGAUUUGCCAAAAACGGGGAAAACAUCAACCAUUGAGUGGAAAAGAAUCUGUAGCAUUCAGAAAUUGGUGGGAAUACAUAAGGUAUUUGAACAUCAAGGGAACUAUCUUUCUGUUCUGUUCAGGCUAAUACCUCUACAUUUUUUAAAUAACUUAUUGACUUAAGUGCUAAAAUAUCGUAGUAAAUUAACACAAUGUAUCUCUUAAACCAGAAGAAAUGUGAUAUUGGCACAUUUUUGUGAAAAUUAGAAGUGGUCCCAGGACCCAGAUUAUCCCUAAACCUCUAGACCGAGUAAUUUUACAGCCAUCUUUGUGCUCUCUAGAAAACCAGGUCCUUUCAAAGGCCUCCUGGGUAAUCAGGAAAACAAAUCAGUAUGUCAUAAAAAUGAGAGAGGGCUCAAUGAAAAAAGCCCUUUCUGCUUUCAUUUAGGCUAAUCUCCUUGCCUGCCAUUUUACAACCCCUCUUGACCUCUGCAAUCCCGUCAGAUUUACAUGUAGGGCCAUCUUCAAAAAUGCUCAUUCCUGCAGAAACUUAAUUUAAAUUCCUAUUAAAUUAAGCAUAAGGGUGUGUGCUUUCAAGGGUUAAAAGGCAGGACAUGAUUGUGCAGCUUCUCCAUGUCCAACAUAAGGUGAGCUAGCACCUCUAAAACCAAAUAGUGUUUCCAACUGGGUCAUUGAAGGGGCCACAGAGCGAGGCCUCAGCAGUGAAUAAUGCCGUUCUUUCAUGUGCAGGAUUGAUUGGAGAUCGGACCAGUGUGGAUUUCAGGGAUCAGAUUUGACAGCUUCACUUCACAGCCUAUCAAGCAUAGCCAGAUGUAACAUAUCUACACUGACUGAUCAAGGGGCCUCGUGUCAGAGCAUGAAGAAAACCGAUCUGUUACAACAGAGGCACAGCAUUGACCUAUGAGUUUUCGCCCUUCACUGCUCCAUGGCCACCCUCGCCCGCAGCGCGCCUCUGCAGCCGGAGAUGGGCGCACUUGUUGAGGGAGCUCAGUUCCAGGAGAUCGUGCUGAGGAGCCGCAGCUUGAUAGAAAAGAUCCUGCUCUCCAUUCCCGACACGCACAAAGAAUGCAUUCACAUCCAGAUACUAAAACUUAAUUCUUCAGAAAAUGCCAAUUUUGUGACAAUGGCAUCCACCAUCGGCAUCCCGGCUGCUCCUGUACUCAAAGUGGUGUCAGAAAACUUCUCUUUGGAGACCGGUUUGAGACGCAUGUCGGAGGGUCUUCAGCUGCACCGGGCCUUACUGAGCUCCGUCUCUCCUCGGCUGGAACAGAAAGACAGAGUGAUCGGGCUACAGGCUGACAUCAGAGACCUCGUGGUUCAGAUCAAUAAGAUGCUGAAAAUAGCCCAAGCCGAGGCUGUGGUGCAGCCCUCUCCGACCCCCGUGGCCUUGCGUCUCCCGGGGGAAUAUGAGGUCCAGGUGGCGGCUCACCUGACCCUGGUCCAGCUGCAGGCCUUCGGGCAGGACACGGCGCGCUGCCUUAGGGGUCUGGACCGGAGCAAUGACGAGGAAACGCAAAGCUGACCAACAUUUUUACUCUAAUUGCAUUUGGUUUUUGUCCAAAUCAUACCUUUUAUCUGUCAUUUUUUACCAUGGUUAAUAUGUAUUUAUGUUAAAUGAUUAUGUAUUUAUUUUUUGAAUCUAUUUAUAUAUAUUUAUUCACUGAAUGUGGAAUAUUUAUUUAGGGAAUUAAUUUAUGAUAACAGUGUGUCCUGUUUUAUUACGUAGCAUUGACUGUAAAUUAAAUCUUCUUUAAUUUAGUCUGAAAAUAAUUUAAAUGGUUCAAAUUUAUAAAGCGAGGUUCAAUAAUAAUAAUGAAAAGCAGAACAGAACAUUUACAGAUAGUUUUUUACUUUGUAAUAACUAAUGUAUGUAAUAUAUGUAAAUUAUAUUUGAAUGAAACAAUUUUUUUUACAAAUCUUAUUUUUUUUAAAGAA